CACAGUUACGUCAAGGAUAAGUGGAAUAAAAACAUUUGUUGAUUUCAAUGCAGUAUUAGUAUAGUAGAUAUCACACGAGGCGUAUAUUACAAAUCAAAAACAGAACAUGUUUUGUGUACUAAUCGGUUUGUUGUUGGUAACAUUACUUUGGUUCAACUAUAAUAUAUAUAAUUAUUGGACCAAAAAAGGUGUAAAUCAAAAAAAAAAAUUCAUUUUAAAUGAUAUAAUGAAAAUUAUUUUUAUGAAAAAAUCAAUGGCAGAACAUUUAUUAGAUAGUUACAAUGAAUUUCCAAAUUCUAGAUAUAAUGGUACAUAUCAAUUCUUUAAGCCUAUGUUGCUUGUGAGAAAUAUUGACUUGAUAAAGCAGAUAACAGUGAAAGACUUUGAUCAUUUUACCGAUCACUUUAGCUUUAUUUCGGAAGAUGUUGAACCACUUUGGACAAGUAAUUUGUUUGCACUGAAAGGUGACAAAUGGCGUGAUAUGAGGGCUACACUUAGUCCUGCAUUUACAGGUAGCAAAAUGCGUGCAAUGUUCACAUUAAUGUCAGAAUGUGCCCAAGAAGUGGCCAAAUACUUUGAGAAUCAUCCAAAGGAAAGAAAAUCCAUUGAACUUAAGGAUUUAUUCACGAGGUACACUAACGACGUUAUUGCUACUUGUGCUUUUGGUGUACAAUGCAAUUCAAUCAAAGAAAAGAAAAAUGAGUUUUAUUUGAUGGGAAAACUGUUAACAGACUUCACGGGUUUUUGGAGAAAUAUUCAAUUUUUAAUAUCCAUGGCGAUGCCAAAAUUAAGCAAAGUACUUGGGAUUACGUUCAUCGACAAAAGAGUACACAAGUUUUUUCGGCGCAUCAUAAAAGACACUAUUAAAAUGCGACAGGAUCAUAAUAUAGUACGACCUGAUAUGAUUCACUUGUUGAUGGAAGCUAGGAAAGGUCGAUUGAAUUAUGAAGAGACUUCAGCUGUGCAAGAGACUGGCUUUGCUACAGUAGAAGAAUCAGAAAUUGGAAAAAAAACAAAGAAAGUAAAAGACCCAAUUACUGAUGAUACCAUAACGGCACAAGCUUUAAUUUUCUUCUUUGCCGGCUUUGAAUCUGUUGCCACAUUUAUGGUCCUAAUGGGUUACGAAUUGGCUGUUAAUCCAGAUAUUCAAGAACGUUUACAAAGCGAAAUUGAUGCUGUUAUUGAGGAUAAUGAUGGAAACAUAACUUACGAUGUCAUCAAUAAAAUGAAAUAUUUAGAUAUGGUUAGUUCUGAAACCUUGAGGAAAUGGCCUGCAGCUGUAGCAACGGAUCGAGUCUGUGUGAAGCCAUACACCAUUGCGCCAGUUCUACCAGAUGAAAAUCCGGUAACUCUAAAUGUUGGAGAUAUUAUUUCCUUGCCAGCUUUUGGAAUUCACAGAGAUCCAAAAUUUUAUCCAAAUCCCGAAAAGUUUGAUCCUGAACGUUUCAACGAUGAAAAUAAAGUUAACAUUAAUUCGCACAUGUACAUGCCUUUUGGUUCUGGUCCAAGAAAUUGCAUUGGUUCAAGAUUCGCACUUCUAGAAGCGAAAGUUGUUUUUCUUUAUCUACUUGCAAAAUUCAAUAUUGUUGUAACUGAGAAAUCAGAGGUUCCUUUAAAAUUAUCCAAGAAAGGUUUCAAUUUUACUGCUAAAAAUGGAUUUUGGUUUGGAUUAGAACUUAGGAAGUAGUGCAUGUACAUUAUAUAAAAUUAUAUACAUAUUAGUUUUCAAUGUUUAAU
Messenger RNA from Nicrophorus vespilloides, 1737 nucleotides. RefSeq names its product cytochrome P450 9e2-like. Gene Ontology annotation, molecular function: monooxygenase activity; heme binding; iron ion binding. The transcript is spliced from 5 exons. Lineage: Eukaryota; Metazoa; Arthropoda; Insecta; Coleoptera; Silphidae. Bases 107 to 1687 code for a protein of 526 amino acids. The record is from RefSeq and is a predicted model, not a curated record.